CGGCACAGUCGGGCAGAAAGCGCCAGUCGGCCGUGGAUGUUCCUGAACGCAGACUCUCCAAGGACGGAUUAACGGGGUGCACUUCAUCCUCCUUCCCCCGCCAUUCACCGUGUAAGACGCAACCUCCAGGCGACGAAACGGGGGUCAUGGACAAAUCAGUGGAUGACGACUUGCGUUGCGGUCUGGGAAGCUGGCACCCACCCUGGUUGCAGCGAUUGCUCAGCAAGAAGACCUACAUGCUGGCUUACGGUGUAACGGGCAUGUGUUACUUCACAAUCAGCUCAUACUUCACUGCAACUGUAAACACAAUGGAGAAACAGUUCAAAAUAUCUAGUCGCACGUCAGGCAUAAUUUCCGGAGCAUGGGACAUGGGGUCGCUUGUAUCCGUGCUGUUAAUUGGAUACUUCGGCGUGAAAGGUAACAAGAUGCGCAUCAUUGGAGUAGGAUCGUUGCUGGUGGCCACAUCCUGCUUCAUAAGACUGCUCCCCCACGCCCUCUACGGGCCUGGCAGCGACGUCCUGGAGCUCACCUACGAACACUGGACUGGCGACUCGCUUCUUAACAUCACUAACGUUUCCAACUUGGGACUCCCUGUUUGCGGAUCUCCGGAGUUAUCCACAGACUGCACAGAGGCAACUUCUACUGUGUCCGUACCUGCGAUUAUCAUGUACGUGGCGCAGUUUAUUCAAGGAAUAGGCUGCUCUGUGUACUGGACGCUGGGCCUCACCUACCUCGACGACAACACCACCAAAGACAAAGCUCCUCUCGCUCACGCUACUACUCAGUGCAUUCGACUUCUGGGUCCUACACUAGGAUUUACGUUCGCCGCAUACACAUUAUCGAAAUUCGUGGAUCCUACGCUCACUCCUCGGAUCGACAACACAGAUCCCCGAUGGAUCGGCGCGUGGUGGCUAGGAUGGGCCCCUUUGGGUGGCGUCGUGGUGUUCCUGUCUUGGAUUAUGCUCCUAUUCCCAAGACAAUUGCCUCGCACCGCAAGUCGUCGGGCGGAACGUUUAAAACAGAGCAUUGUCAUUCCCCCUGCCACUUCAAAGAAUUUCUUUCUUGCCAUUCGACACUUACUGAGCAACAGAAUUUUAGUGUAUAAUAGUUUUAGUGCAGUGUUCUUCGUAUUUGGAAAUGUGGGUUACUGGAUAUUCAUGCCAAAAUACAUGGAAACAAUGUAUCAGCAAACGUCUUCAAAGGCAAGUCUCAUAUCAGGUGCCAUUGGAUUGACGUCGGCGGGGCUAGGGCUGAUAGCGUCAGGCGUCGUCAUGACCCGCUACAAACCGCGCCCGCGCCUGGUCGCCUCGUGGAACGUGAUAGUUGAAGUGCUGGACGCUCUGUGCAAGUUCGGGUGGAUAUUUCUCGACUGCGGAGAUCGACACUUGCAGGGCAGCUGGGGAGAAAAUAACAUGUAUAACCUCACUGCUCAGUGUAAUUCACACUGUGAAUGCGGCCCCGACGUGAAGUUUUCACCCGUCUGCUCUUUGGAACGAGAUGCAUCCUUCUAUUCUCCAUGCCACGCUGGCUGCAAUUCCACAAUGCAAUUUGCCAACGGCACAAGGUUAUUCCACAACUGCAGCUGUAUUCCUAGCGGCAUUGCAACUGAUGGACCUUGUACUGUGGACUGCGCCACAAAUUUCACUAUCUUCUUGAUAUCACAAUGUAUCAUAAGUUUCCUAGGCGCUUCAGGCAAAGCUGGAAACAUUCUUAUACAGAUAAGAUGCGUUCAUGAAGACGACAAACCUCUGGCUAUCGCAUUCAGCGAAUUCUUGGUGUGCGCGCUUGCCUUCAUUCCCGCUCCCAUCGUGUUUGGCUUAGUGCUGGAUUCUGCUUGCCUUGUGUGGGGAGAGACGUGCGGAAGCAGCGGGAACUGUUGGCUGUAUGACGAUCAGAAAUUACGUUAUCUCUUGAACUUGCUGGGGUCGGGUCUGAUGCUCGUGGGGGUCAUUCUUGACAUUGGCGUUUGUUAUUAUGCCAAAGAUCUUCAAAUGUACGACGAAGAGGAAGCAAAUGUCAAAAGAAAUUUAGUGCCUUUCGAUGACCCUGCUGCAGUUGAGUUUCUCAGACGAAAUUCGCCAAGAACGUGAAUAGCCGACAGUAUAUUUUUUGACUGUCAUCGUACGAAGUGAACUGUUUGAAAAAUAAUUUACCGUGCUGCAAGUUCGUCAGCGUGCAGUCUAAGAAGUUUAGGAGUCAAUAUCUGCUUUUUGGCUUUACCUCCCACUUCCAGAGUCCUCUAUGAAAGUUUGUAACUAAGGAUGCGACAUUGAUGCCGAUGUUUUCAAAACAUCAAUGUUUUAGAAAACCGAUGUAUUGAAGUCUAUAUUUGAACAAUGUUUUGUUCUCGAUGUUUUUACGUUUCCGACGAUUUGUUCUUGGAUGAAAAAUUCCAAUAAUCAUAAUUUUGUAAGAAAUAAAAUAAGAAAUAAUAACUGAUGUUUACGUGCCACUGGUAGGUGUUCGAACCCCACGCACGCCUUUGGUACUACCUUCAUCGAGCAGACGCCCUCCUAACGUGGUCCUAAUACCUUUCGUUCGGCAUUUCGUUCGUCUUUCCUCGUAUUACGCACCUGCAGAAUGAAAGAUGCGCUUUUUAUCUUCUUCAGUUAAAUUUUAAUUAUAAAUUCAUCACGGUCACUCUCAAAUUCAAUUUUGUUAACCACAAUUAUUAUAUUAUGGGGUUAGUUUGCCACCUUUAAAAAAUCUAUAUUCACAAACAUCUAUGGAAUUUUGUGGAUAUAUUAUUAACGUCGAUGUUAAUGUUGAACAUCCAUGUUUUGUUGUCGAUGUCGCAUCACUAUUUGUAACAAGUCUACAAUGUCGUGCCAUAGCGUGUAGAAAAGAUAGUGUAAGAGCUCGCCCAAGUACACUGGUUCCGCUGUAGCUUACCACUAGGUUCAAAUUAAUUCCUGAAACAUAUCAUAAUUAAUAUUCAAAACGUAUUCUUUCAAUAUUUUCAAGAUACUUGUUAAGUUUGGUUGAACACAAAAAUAUACUAUUUAUAUUUACAACAUCGUUUUUCUAGAUGGAUUUUCUGUUAAUAUGUAUAAUUACAUUGAAAGUCUCGAAAUACACUAUGUAUAAUUUUGAAUAUAAACCAUAUAUUUUGAUUUAACA
Messenger RNA from Gryllus bimaculatus (two-spotted cricket), 3120 nucleotides. NCBI's taxonomy places the organism in Eukaryota, Metazoa, Arthropoda, Insecta, Orthoptera, Gryllidae. The record is from the annotation of a GenBank genome assembly.